Verruconis gallopava is the source of this 1296-nucleotide messenger RNA. Its product is annotated as 18S rRNA biogenesis protein RCL1. The record is from RefSeq and is a predicted model, not a curated record. Bases 50 to 1264 code for a protein of 404 amino acids. NCBI's taxonomy places the organism in Eukaryota, Fungi, Ascomycota, Dothideomycetes, Venturiales, Sympoventuriaceae. The transcript has a single exon. Gene Ontology annotation, cellular component: nucleolus. Gene Ontology annotation, molecular function: RNA endonuclease activity. Gene Ontology annotation, biological process: endonucleolytic cleavage of tricistronic rRNA transcript (SSU-rRNA, 5.8S rRNA, LSU-rRNA); ribosome biogenesis.
CAUGAGGGUACUUUGAAACUCACUCAAUACUGCUACGCCGUACACUCUCAUGGAUCCUUCGGCGCAACGUCCAAUCCAUUUUACAGGGCAUCGCUAUCUUACCCAACGCCUCGUCCUCUCCACCCUGACCGGCAAGCCCAUUCGCAUCUCGAAAAUUCGUUCGUCCAAUGUCGAGAAUCCAGGUUUAGCGCCGCACGAAAUAUCCUUCUGCCGCCUUCUCGACUCGAUAACAAAUGGGUCCGAGUUUGUAUUCUCGGAGACAGGCACCCAGCUUCUCUAUCGUCCCGGCUUGAUCAGAGGCAGCGCGGCGGGAUAUGGUGCGACGACAAGCGGCGAGAUAAGGCACGAAUUGCCAGCCACAAUUGAAAGAGGCAUUAGCUGGUUCUUGAUACCAUUGUGCAUGCUUGCACCGUUUUCGGUGGCGAAUGUCAAUGUGCGAUUUACAGGGCCUGGCGUCAUCACCAGUGCGACAGAGAAGGGAGAUGUGAGUGUGGACACCGUUCGCAUGACUGUUCUUCCAAUGUACGAGCAUUUUGGCGUGAUGAACAAGCUUGAGAUUCGGACGACACAGAGAAGCAAUGCCGGUCCGGAAGGCAAAGGAGGAGCAGGCGAAGUACACUUGAUAUUCGGCCAUCAGGUCAGACUGCCUAAAACGAUACAUCUGCUGAACCCAGGCCGAAUCAAGAACAUCAGAGGGGUGGCUUACGCUAUAGGCGUGGCCGGAGCGAACAAUGCGCGAAUGAUUGAAGCGACACGUGGUGUGCUGAACCCAUUCGUGUCAGACACGCGGAUAUUCUCGGAGAAUACGAAUGCAGGAUUUGUGCCCUCUCCGGACAAGUCGAACCCUAGAGCGAAGAGGAAGAUUGGUAUCGGUUUUGGGUUGAGUCUGGUAGCUGAAACGUCCACAGGCAUUCGCUACUCAGCUGAUGCAGUGUCUCCCGUCGCUGGAGGCGUGCCGCCAGAAGAUAUCGGGAAGCAAUGCGCAUAUCAGCUUCUUGAGGUAGUUCAACAAGGCGGAUGCGCGACGGCCGUCACAGCACCCACCAUGCUUACACUAAUGGCUAUGGGGUCAGAAGAUGUCGGCAGGCUGCAUCUUGGACGAGAUGUAGUGGGCUCCGAAGAUAUCAUUCAAUUGGCGAGGGACUUUAAAGAUUUCGGCUUGAGUGGCUGGGGACUGAGAGACAAUGGUGAUGAUUCUGAAGCGGGCGUUGUGGUGAGUAUUGUUGGCAAGGGCGUCGGCAAUGUCGGAAGAAAAAUAGCAUAGAUACCCAAAUGUCAAAAACAAAUAUUCACUCA